Wallemia mellicola CBS 633.66 is the source of this 272-nucleotide messenger RNA. RefSeq lists its product as hypothetical. Gene Ontology annotation, biological process: translation. Gene Ontology annotation, molecular function: structural constituent of ribosome. The transcript is spliced from 4 exons. The record is from RefSeq and is a predicted model, not a curated record. Bases 1 to 198 code for a protein of 65 amino acids. NCBI's taxonomy places the organism in Eukaryota, Fungi, Basidiomycota, Wallemiomycetes, Wallemiales, Wallemiaceae. Gene Ontology annotation, cellular component: cytosolic large ribosomal subunit; ribosome.
AUGAGAUCACAGAACAACAGCGUACAGCUGGAAAGAGAGAAAAGGAGCGCCAACAAGACGUUCCGUCUCAAGAGAACUCUUGCUAAGAAGCAAAGACAAAACAGACCAAUCCCACAAUGGUUCCGUCUCAAGUCUGACACCAACAUCCAAUACAACGCCAAACGUCGUCACUGGCGCCGUACUAAGCUCCACAUUUAAACUGGUGUUAUGUAUUUGGAAUUACCAAAUUAUUUAAUUGUUCGAUUUAGAUUUAAUUUUUUAAUUUGGUACUC